Anthostomella pinea is the source of this 735-nucleotide messenger RNA. The record is from the annotation of a GenBank genome assembly. NCBI's taxonomy places the organism in Eukaryota, Fungi, Ascomycota, Sordariomycetes, Xylariales, Xylariaceae.
AUGGCCCCUACUACCAAGCCAAAGCUCGCGCAGUUGACAACUCCCGUCACCGCGACGUUCCCCUCCGAGCUAUCUGCUCUAUCAGCCAGGACACCCCUCUCUGCAGUGCCGGCGUUCGUUAAGGAGGAAUAUCCGGGCGGCGAAAGAACCCCCAUCACCCCGCCUAUGGCAUACAUGGAUUUCCUCAAGGCCAUGUCAGUACCCUCGCCUAUCGUGCCUGAGAAGCGAUCAGAUUCAGGCACUGUCACGCCCGAGGACGACUCCUCAGCACAUGAUUCAGUACCAUCAACCGCAAGCAGCGAACAGACAGACUGCUCUUGCAAAUGUGGGAGUCACAAGUCACCGGCUGCUGUUACAUCGAGCCCCUACCCAACUCACCCCAUGUCUGCGCCGCCCACGGGGGCAACAUCGUUCCCCUGCCUAAACAUCCCACCGUCCCCUGCGAUAUCCCACUUGGACACGCCUCUCAGCGCUACAGCAAGAUCACCAUUCAGCGCCAGAUCAGUACGGUCACCAUUCGACUGGGAGGCAGCGCUGAAGUCCCGGUAUGCGCAGGACAGCAGAGCGCAAAAGUCGACGGGGAAGAGCGUGCGGCAUAUCCGGGAAGUUGUCACAAGGACAGUCACCUACACGCCAAGGAUGAACCCAGCGCCGAAGGGCAAGAGGAGGAGAACGCACUCGAACUGUCCAAAAGCGGAAGCACCGCCAGCAGCAACACGAUCCAACUCGGCAUAG